Molecule: messenger RNA, 1364 nt
Organism: Nicrophorus vespilloides
Lineage: Eukaryota; Metazoa; Arthropoda; Insecta; Coleoptera; Silphidae
Product: short-chain dehydrogenase/reductase family 16C member 6
Exons: 5
Coding region: 101-1174 (357 amino acids)
Cellular component (GO): lipid droplet
Molecular function (GO): oxidoreductase activity, acting on the CH-OH group of donors, NAD or NADP as acceptor
Source: RefSeq, a predicted model, not a curated record
ACGAAGAAACGCGCACCAUUUCGCAUUUAACUAACGCUCUGUUAUCAUCGCCCAACGGUCAUCUCCGAAUCAAAGAACAACUAGGUGGUGAACUAUAUAUAUGUACAACUUUUUGGGAUCUUCAGUUAGUGAACUCCAGUUAAACCACAUGAAUUUGACCGUCUUCGAUAGACUAAUAGAUCUGACCAUGAGUUUCGUAGGAUAUUGCAAGAAACUCUUCCUGUCAGCGAUGGCAUCCAUCUGGGAUUUGAUUGUCAUAGGCGCUCUCUCCGUCAUCUACAUAGGAGAAUCGAUAGCAUUGACCUUUACCCCAACCUUCUUAAGAUCCCAGAAGAGUCUUCGUAAUAAGAUCAUCUUGCUGACGGGCGGAGCCGGGGGCGUCGGACAGGAGUUGACCUUGCGAUUGGCGAGGCUAAAGGCCAAGGUCGUCGUUUGGGAUAUCAACGAAAAAGCUUUGGAGAAGGUCCAGGAGAAAUGCGCGAAGGAAGGAUACAAGAUCUACACCUACGCAGUGGACAUCUCGGACAGGCAGAACGUUUACAAGAACGCAGAUCUCGUCAAGUCCGAGGUUGGACAUGUGGACAUCCUCAUCAACAAUGCAGGCAUUGUUUGCGGAAACACCUUCCUGGACAUUCCAGACCACAUGAUCGAGAAAACUUACCAAGUCAACAUUCUAUCUCAUUACUGGACAACCAAAGCCUUCUUGUCGGACAUGCUGAAGAAUGGCCGCGGACAUAUCGUUACCAUGGGUUCGCUUACUGGCCUUCUUGGUACCUACAAAUGCACAGAUUACAGCGGAACCAAACACGCGGCCAUGGGUUUCCACGAAAGCCUGAUGGCCGAGCUGAAGACCCACGGACACGACAACAUCAACAUGACCAUCGUGUGCCCGUACUUCAUCAAUACAGGCAUGUUCUCCGGCUGUAAACCUCGCAAUUUCCCUAUGUUGGAACCUAAGGACGUCGCUAAGAGACUCAUCACCGCCGUCAGACGCGAAGAAGUUUACGUCACGAUGCCAGGAUGGGCGCGCUUCAUCUUACCAAUGAAGAACUUCAUCCCAGCCAAAUUAGCUUGGGCUCUUUCCUAUAGAUUGAUCAAAGGACCACAGAGCAUGAUGGGAUUGAGACCGUUCCAGGAUAGUUCUAGUUCGACGGUCGAAGUAGCCGCUGCCUGAACAACAACAAAAUUAAUUACUUGUUUUAAACUAUUUUAAUUAUUUACUAAUUUAUGCAAUGUAGAUGAUUUUUUUUAUAAAUAUAUAAAGAAAAGGAUAUGUAUAACUAGAGACUGCUGUUACUGUAUCGUUAAUAUUUUAUUUUCUUAUUGUAAACGGAAUACUAUUAAAUAUAUUAUUUGUUUUUACA